Molecule: messenger RNA, 1084 nt
Organism: Vespa crabro (European hornet)
Lineage: Eukaryota; Metazoa; Arthropoda; Insecta; Hymenoptera; Vespidae
Exons: 3
Coding region: 91-387 (98 amino acids)
Source: RefSeq, a predicted model, not a curated record
UUAUAUAGUCCCACGAGGUGGGAAAGCGAGAGCAUUAAAUCGUCGACCGUCAGAGUGACACGCUACUCCUGUAUACACGCUACCGACAAAAUGAAGUCUUACAUAUUCCGAUUGACUCUACUUUUGAUACUGACAUUCGCUGUAACACAUCUGACAUCUGCGGAAUAUUGUCCAACAGAGAAUUGUUUGCCCGAAGAACAAUGUUCCAUAAAAGUUAAACAUGGAAAUUGUACGAAUGGUAACGCGUGUUGUAGUAUAGUUAAAGCCAACUACAGAACACACUGUCGUCAUUUUCUUGGCGCCUGUAUGAACAAAUGCAACGACAAAGUUUGGAUACGUGAAGCUGUCGACUGUUCGGAUAAUCAAAGAUGUUGUAUUUUACUUUGAAUUGAUUAAUCCAUAAGAUUCAGACGUAGUGAAGAAGGAACUAAUCUAAAAGAGAUACAAUUACCAACUUCCUUUCUUUCAUCGAUCGAUCUGUAAACAGAUCACUUGAAAUGUUAAACGAGACAGACAUAUAUGUGUCUGUGUGUGUGUAUAUAUAUAUUUAUAUAUAUAUAUAUAUAUGAUAAUCCCUAGGGGGGAAAUUGAAAGAUUUCGUAAUUGGCUCAUCGUCAUAUACGUAUAUCCACCUACGUACACACACACACACACACACACAUAUAUAUAUACACACACGCACACAUACACGCGAACACUAACACACAAAUGUAUAUAUGGGUUCGUGUUAAAUUCAGAGAGACGCGUGCCGUACACGAUCGUGUGCCAAAAUGAAAGCGAGUCGACUGGUUUUACAAUUAUAACGGGAUUCGAUUUACAACGAGUCCUUUUUGCGUGACUCGCCCAUUUAAAAUGAUUCUUUCAAAUCUCAACACAACACCUAUUGGUCUCGAUCAAUCCCAUAUGUUUUAUUUCCUUUUCUUUUCUUCUUUGUUUUGUUUUGCUUUUUUCUCUUUCCUUUCUAACAAAACUUUUUGUAUUUGAAUAAGAUAAUCCAAACAACGUGUACAUACGUGGUGAUAAAACAUUUGUAAGAAAAUUAGAAAUAAGAAAUAAAGACGUCAAAUGGCGUUAAUAAAGCUAA